Messenger RNA from Macroventuria anomochaeta, 2206 nucleotides. RefSeq lists its product as uncharacterized. Gene Ontology annotation, cellular component: nucleus; site of double-strand break. The transcript has 3 exons. NCBI's taxonomy places the organism in Eukaryota, Fungi, Ascomycota, Dothideomycetes, Pleosporales, Didymellaceae. The coding region runs from base 448 to 2190 and encodes 580 amino acids. The record is from RefSeq and is a predicted model, not a curated record.
CCUAGUCAAUAGAUGACGCAAAAUUUGCUACCAUCUCUCUUGUAGGAGGUAUAUGACAAGCCGUAAGCUGUUCUAUAUACUGUACAAGCUCCAGCUCCUAAUGUGGGUUGAGUGUUUGUUGGCUGAUUUUCUUGGUCUCUGGGUCAGCCUGAACCUGCUUGUGUUUUUGCAACAGCGUUGAGCAAUCAACCCCAUGUUUUUCUGCAAUCUUUGUAUACACAAGUUGCCCACCUGGCUUCAAAUCUUCGAUUUCUUCAAGCGCUUCUUUGAUAUCUGUCAUGGUUGUAGAGUUGUGACGUGUUGAAGUAUGGGUGCUGUUUUGAUGAUCGGGCGCCACGCGCACGGACACGGUAGCUGGGAAACGUGACUACGCGACGCGAUUUUCGGCCUUCCAGCUCGAGCUUCCGCCACAACGCGUUCUCGAGGUCGACAUCUCAAUCCGCCACGAUGAACCUGGAACAGUCGUUAGGAGGGACUGCAAACACUGUUAAGUUCGACUUGAGAAGGGCUCGAACUACUUAUCUUGUCCGGAGAUUCAAUCGCAUCGUAUUCACGACGAAAUUCCAGCAAGGCGACCAUGAGCUCGGACAGAUCACUUUGGGGUUUGGAGGUGCGAAGCUACAAGCUGUGGAGAAAUUGUACAUCCUACCUGGCCAUUCGCGAGCCCCUCUGAACGCUUUGGUGGCGACAGACCCGCGAGGGGACAAGUACGAACUCGAGCCAGCUUCUGACGGACACUCUGAGAUUAUCGUUUUGAGGCAUGGAGACGUUAUCACUGCUCCGAACGCCAUUGACAGCGUGAGAUGCACGUGGCAAGCACCGGAAGUACAAGUCAAUUCAUCAGCUGAGCUUGUACAUGAUGAGACCUCUGGUGAAAAGAACGGCGUUGACGAAACGCCCGAAGACGAGACUGAGGAUGAAGCCGCUCCAGGCAACACAAUCACCGAGGUUCCUGUAACGCAACCUAUCACUCAGCCAACAAAAUCGCAACCAUCUGCUACACCACACUUACCUACACACCACUCUGUUCUCGUGCAAGAGACCCCAACAACCCAGCGUAUGGUAGGAAUGGCCGAGUACGAGGUUGCGCUCUCGAACGAGGACCGGCACGUAAUGCCAACCCCUCCACCUCAGGGGGCGAUCGGUAUCACAGAGACUUCUUCUAUAGCUCACACUGGCCAGUCACCGAAGAGCAUUGCGCAUGACUCUAUCGAUGUUGAACCUGCCACAGAUCGAAAGCUACCGCAGAGCUUGCCUGAAGUCAGAGCCAGUGGCCGGCGCACAAGGAAAUGCCCAAGCCCUGCUGCCACAGAGGAACCUACAGCUAAACGCAUGAAGAAUGUUGCGUCCAUCAAGGAUGCUCGAGGCGACACCAUGCAGCCUAGGCCUUUGGACGACAUCAAUGCCGAUCCUUUACGCACCAUCUAUUCGGCGAAGGGAAAGAAGCGCUUCCAAGAGAUCACAGAGACAACACCCACAAAGUCAUCGAGAAGCUCGCAGCGUUCUGCGACGGCUACGACAGUUGCCGCAUAUGAAGGUGAACCUCCUCGAGUCGCUACCAGUAACUCGGCCAUCAAGGAUGGAAGUUUAACUGUGAAGUUUCUCCGAAAGCAUGGAGGCACACUUGUUGCUUCUGUCGAGGACAAGUGCAACGUUCUGUGCGUGCGAGACGGUGGCCUAGCCAAGACUAUGAAAGUCAUUCAGGCGGUGGCUCUCGGUGUUCCCAUCGUGACCGACAAAUGGCUGGUCGAAUCUGCUAGGGCCGAAGGUUUCCUUGACCUAUCAUCGUUCAAACCAUCGGUUACUCAACAAGAGAAGGAGUGGGGAUUCAAUUUCGAGAAAGUAUGGGGCGUAGCGCAGACUCCAUUCAAGGGCUACGCCGUCUACUUCACCCCGACCCUCAAGAAGACGUACACAAACUUCCGUGAGAUGGACCGAGUAUGCCAGACAGUUGGUGCGAAGGUCACAGCCAAGCGGACCGGCAAGAACGAUAAGGUUAUCGUGCUUGCGACGGAAGAGGGCGAUCCGGAUGCAGAGAAGAUGAUUGAGGACGGCGAGAUCUGCUAUCAUAAGGACCUGCUAACAACUAGCAUCCUCCGUGGUACCCUCGACCUCGACAGCGACGAGUUCAAGAUCAAAGCGAGGCAUGCCGGGCCAUUAAGGAGGAAAGGGCCCAGAAAGAGCACUUGACACAAUCUACCGCUUU